AUGGAAGCGACUCCAUCUGCGAAGGCCAAAUCGCGGAGGAGGGACAACGACGAGGCGCGAGCAGAAAGGAAAAGGAUUCAAGACCGGCUAGCUCAACGGGCCACGCGGGAGAGGACGAAGAAUCGGAUUGCAUAUCUUGAGCAGCGUCUUAGGAAUCUUGAGGCUGGCGACAAGGCUGGCGAGAUCGCAGGCCUCACCAAGAUUAUCGACUCUGUCCGCCAGGACAAUAAUCGCCUUCGAAAUGCCAUGGUUAAGAUCCGCACAGCGAUCGACCAAGCUGUACUCACCACUGAAGACCAAGAGCCUCCCGCUUCCGAAUCUCAAGUCGACUUGAACUUUUCGCAACACCCUUUCGACCAGUCGACGAUAUCCGUGGAGUUCGAUGAAAACACCGGCGAUGACCAGCGUGACGUGCAACGCCAACACUCUGUCUCGACCGGAUCAGAUGUGACCGAGGUGGUGAACGGGCAUUAUCUCAACAUCAAAACUCAAGAUGCAGCCCCCGAGUCAAUCACAGGAACAAUGCCGCGGCCGGGCGAGGCAGAACAUUCCAUGUCGGGGUUAGAAGAUUUCUUUGAAUUCAGCCCGGCUUCGCUUCUCGAAGCAUUCGAACUGGGUCCGACAGGCUGGGGCACAGCUGUACCGUCACUCUUCGAUUGCCACUUCCCUCGAGCUGAUCCUCUUGCUACGAUUGCGCCGGACGUGGACAAGUGGCACGUGUCGAAUGGAGCGUUUAUAGGAUGUCUGGAUUGGGUCAAGAAAAAGCCCACGUCCAAUGCCACACUGGAUCUCCAUGUGCCGUUCAAAGCCGUGAUCUGGGGAUGGGACAAUGUCGGGGCUGAAGCUCAGCAUCCUGUCUGGCAAGCUUUGAAGCAAGUCGAUCAACAGGUCUUUGGGACGUGGACAUCAAACGCACAAAGGAUUGCGUUGAUGUAUGUGUGUCAGACGCUGAUUCAAUAUCGAGAAAAUCCCAGCAAGGAGAACUUGGAACGGGUUCCUGUGUUUUUAAGACCUAGACCUUCACAAGAAAACGUCCAGCAUCCUGCUGUGAUUGACUUUCUGAUCUGGCCUGGUCUGCGUGAUCGGCUGGUGUUUGAGCACAAGAAGUACACCUCGACGGGAAUCUUCAGUGCUGCGUUCGUCGAGAACUUCAACUUCUACUGGCCCUUCUCUGAUCGAGACAUCUUUGCCUUCAAUCCGCAGAACAAUCGCUACGAAGUGUCCAGGGUGUUCCUCGAGUACGCGUACAACUUCAAGAACUGGACGAUGAAGCCGGGAUUUUUUAAGAAAUUCCCAGAGAUGCAGCAUGAUAUCGCGGCGUUUGAGGAGCCGAUACCCUUCACUUGA
Exophiala aquamarina CBS 119918 is the source of this 1347-nucleotide messenger RNA. RefSeq lists its product as uncharacterized. The record is from RefSeq and is a predicted model, not a curated record. The coding region runs from base 1 to 1347 and encodes 448 amino acids. Gene Ontology annotation, biological process: regulation of DNA-templated transcription. Gene Ontology annotation, molecular function: DNA-binding transcription factor activity. NCBI's taxonomy places the organism in Eukaryota, Fungi, Ascomycota, Eurotiomycetes, Chaetothyriales, Herpotrichiellaceae. The transcript has 2 exons.